This is a messenger RNA of Toxorhynchites rutilus septentrionalis, 1413 nucleotides long. RefSeq names its product guanine nucleotide-binding protein subunit beta-2 (gene Gbeta76C). Gene Ontology annotation, molecular function: protein binding; signaling receptor complex adaptor activity. Gene Ontology annotation, cellular component: heterotrimeric G-protein complex; cytoplasm. Bases 196 to 1239 code for a protein of 347 amino acids. The transcript is spliced from 6 exons. Lineage: Eukaryota; Metazoa; Arthropoda; Insecta; Diptera; Culicidae. The record is from RefSeq and is a predicted model, not a curated record. Gene Ontology annotation, biological process: G protein-coupled receptor signaling pathway.
GAUAGCUCGGUCAGUCUUCUUUCGUCAUACGGGCUGAUCAGCUGUGCUUUCGUAUCCGCAAUUUAAGGGAGAAGAAAAAAACAUUCUUGCAAGUGUGUCUGAUGUGGUGGUGAUUCUUUGCUGAAUUAACGUUUUUGUGACAGAACAUUUCUGAUUUUAUUACCAAAGUGCCAAAGUUGCCGAUAGGUUUUCAUAAUGCCACCAAAGGAGGAUCCAGAAAUUACCGCUCUGAAGAAAGAACUUAACGAUCUGGUGACGAAAAUUAAGGACGAACAGAAGAAAGCGGCCGAUUGCACGCUACAGGAGAAAUGCUCCGAUAUGGGCGAUGUCCCCAAGGUGCGUAUCAGCACAAAGAAGUUCCUCAAAGGUCACAUCAACAAGGUUAAUUCCGUGCACUUUGCUGGUGAUUCCCGGCACUGCGUCACGGGUUCGUUGGAUGGCAAACUCAUCAUCUGGGACACCUGGACCGGCAACAAGGUACAGGUCAUUCCCCUCCGAUCGGCCUGGGUCAUGAGUGUUGCCUAUGCGGAUUCGGGAAACUUCGUAGCAUGCGGCGGUAUGGACAACAUGUGCACCGUUUACGAUUUGAACAACCGCGAUGCCCAGGGCAACGCCAAGAUUGUGCGUGAGCUGAUGGGCUACGAGGGAUUUUUGAGUUCGUGUCGUUUUCUUGACGAUACCCACAUAAUCACCGGCUCGGGAGAUUUGAAGAUCUGUGUCUGGGAUCUACAAGCGGGCAAGAAGACAUCCGAGUUCGAUGCGCACGCUGGUGAUGUGGUAUCAAUUUCAAUGAGCGCGGACAAAAACACUUACGUUACCGGUUCUGUGGAUCGCACUUGUAAGCUGUGGGACGUCCGAGAGUCGACUCCCAAGCAAACAUUCUUUGGCCAUGAGGCCGAUGUGAAUAGUGUUUGUUACCACCCGAGUGGUUUUGGAUUCGCUACUGGAUCAGAAGAUAAAACUGCACGACUGUUCGACUUCCGAUCGGAUCAACAAAUUGGACACUAUGAGCCACCGAACAAAAGUAGUGGAUUUACUUCUUGUGCACUAUCACUUAGUGGAAGAUACAUUCUUUGUGGAUCGGAUGACAACAACAUACACAUCUGGGACACAAUGAAGGGACAGCAUAAUGGUGCCCUUAGCGGCCACGAGAAUCGUAUCACAUCCAUCUGUAUGGCUCCAAACGGAAUGGCAUUGGCUUCCUGCAGCUGGGACCAAAACGUACGCGUAUGGGUUUAAGGUGACCCGUAUGACAUUCGAAACAGCGAAUUGCGACGUAUUGAAUACUUUUGUUUGUUAUAUUUUUAUGCAAUCACUGUUUGACUAUCCAUCUGGGUUAUGCUAUAUGAAAUGGCGCUCCAAUCUCUCAGCGAUUUGAAGCAAUGAGAAUCAUUAUAUCAUGAAGUUAUUCUA